Messenger RNA from Lytechinus variegatus (green sea urchin), 2835 nucleotides. RefSeq lists its product as uncharacterized. Lineage: Eukaryota; Metazoa; Echinodermata; Echinoidea; Temnopleuroida; Toxopneustidae. The coding region runs from base 1486 to 2478 and encodes 330 amino acids. The transcript is spliced from 3 exons. The record is from RefSeq and is a predicted model, not a curated record.
CACUGCAAAUGUAAGUGCAGUUGCAGACAAGUGAAACGGGAUAUUUUAAAAGGCAUUAGUAGGCUAGCAUUAGCAAAACCGUCACAUUGGUAGAAAAAAAAGGAUUGCUUUCUAUCCAUGACCCUUCUUAGGUUUCCAUCUCAAAUUGUGAAUGUGUAAGGAAAUCACAGACAGCUUAUCAAGUGAGACAGUAUAUCUUCUGAGCCACCAGAGAAAUCGUCACACAUUGAAGAAAGAAUCUAUUCUUCGUUUGAUGUAGGCCUAUACAGAUAAAGACACUUGUUGCAGGCACUCGUCACGUGUGACGGUAUUUUUGAAGAAUAGAAGAGCUUCUUAAUGGAAAACUACCGCGUCGCUUAAGUUGAUGUAACCAGAACUAAGAGGUGCAAUAUAAAGUGCUCCUACGUCAUCGUCAAUUCAACAUCCGGCGAAUUCUCCAAUAACAGGUCCCUCCAACAAACAAGCCGCAAUUACGCGCUCUCUCCAUCCAUCUCGACCUGCAUCCAGCUAGCGCUCACACACAGAGAGAGACACACUCGCACAACGCCACACACGCGCGCACACACACUCAGUCCAGUAAUGCUUCGAACCGUACUGGAGACGACCGCAUAAAGAAGGGUCAUCCAACGUCUGCUUCGAUAGGGAGUUGAUUAGACUGAAUUUGCCCUCCGUUUGUUUUACGCCAGUUGAGUAUUGAACGAAUCAAUAGUGGAGUUAGAGACAGCGGAUGCAUUCACCACUCGCUUGCAUCGUGAUCACCUUCUACGGAAGCCAGUGUCCCACCCUUGAAAUACGGCCGGGUUGGGAUUUCGCUGACUCUGAGAAACUGACAAAUUCAUCCAUUUGAAAAGGUGGAAAAUGCAUGACUGAUUGUUCUCCCUUGGGGGGAAAAUAGUGAGAUACAUUUGUGAAAUAUUAGAAGGGACGUGUAGCAAGUGAUAGUGGAUCUUGAAUUCUUACUGAAAGGAUGUUAUCAUGAUGGAUAGGUGAACAGCUCGCACUGGGCAUUUUAGGUCGUACUUGUUGAGUGAAUAUCCGGCUUGAAUAUCCGGGAGUGAUCCUUCGACAUCGAGGAACUACCCCCGAGAGGAAAUAUUUGGCCUAAAAGGAGAUACUGAUGAAACCUGUGCUGAACGUUAUUUAUUACUGCCAUUGCCUCAAAGGCAAUAUAGGUUCAUGAUUACAAAGAGAAAAUAAAAUCAUCUGGGAAAACAUUUUCAUGUGGCAAACGCGAUUCUUCACGUGUUAAGUAAAACAAACGACAAUGGUUCCUUCAAGACAUUUCUAUUAUUUCUGCUUGUAUCACGACCGGUGCUAGAUACGGAGUAAUUAUAACAGAGAAACGGACACAAACCAAUCUGGAAGUUUCAUUCAAACCCAUCAAGCAACAGGAGGACACAGUGCAAUAUAUAAGGUGGUUGAUGAAAGGAAGAUCAGGAAGGCUUUGCCUAACGGGAUUUUGACCUGUGCUUUCUGAAUGUAACAAUGUCUCCAGGUCGUGACGGCACCCCAAGUGUUACAUCGCUGAAGGACCAGAGAUUGAGUGUCUACUGUUCGCCAAGAUUCUGCAGGAGAAGUCGGUAUCUUGAGAAGGCCUGCGUGAACUCGAUGCUGGAGAAGAAGGACGAUUUCGGGUGGCAACGAGCUUUUAAUCCGCGUUUCUCUAGCAAGGGGCCGUCCUCGUCGACUCGCAAGGACGGGAAGCGAGCCAUCUCUGCAAACGGGGCCAGUCCGCCGUUCCAGUGUCAGCGCCGGAAGUUCACCUCACAGUCCACACUAUCACAUCUGUCGUCUUCAGACACCGAUUCGCUUGGGUGUGCUAACUUAAUGGCGAAUCUGGAUCUUAGCUCACCGAAAAUCACCACCAAUGACGCCGGCGCGGAAGAGGAUGACCCAUCGGCACCAGGCACUCCGACGCUUCUUCCAAAGCGACAAAAGCAGCGUCCCGCGUCUCUCGCUCUGCUCGACAACCACGCUUCGCAGAGUCUGGAUUCGAAUGCAAAUGGUGAGCAUCUUGGUUCGGCUUGUUGCAGUCUACACGUGCGGAAGGACCGCGCCGCUGACCGUAGCCCUGCCGGAUCAGCUCGGGCAAUUCCAACCUCUUCAAAGGGUCUGAACCCACCUUCCUAUAACCCACUGAGCAAGUCGUGUUCUGAUUUGCGAGGGGGAACUAUCGACGAAUGCUGCAUGAUUCAUCGUAACUUUAGCUGCAGGUGCCCCAGUCACCUCUCGCUUCAGUCUGCGCGCGUAUCUACGCCUUCAGACUCGCAUACUGGCUCUAGAAUAAGCCUUUUAUCGGAAGGAGUUGACUCCUACGAGGGACUAUAUGAAAAGGCCUACAGAGCCACGUACGUGAUGGACAGGGACCGGCUGGUGAAUGAGUCUAAGGUUUCUCCAGAUAGACUGGUACGGGAAUGGUUAGCAAGACAAGAAGAAGUUACCCAGAAUACACCAGAACAACAGGAAGUAAAACAAUGAUUCACUUGAUAUAUUGUGUUGCAUUAAUGUCAUUGGAAACAACGAAAUGUAAUAAUGAUUAAUCUUAAUUGUACAAGAUUCCAUAUGCUAGAAUACAUUUCCCAUUAAAUAAGGGUGACAGAGUGAUCACAAAAUAUUAGGUAGAGAUAACUGAGACUAAAAUAUCAUGAUUUGCUGAAAUUUUCAUUUACAAUAUGCCUACCGAAUCUUCCUUUGAUUAAAAGAAAAAGAAAGGUUAACUCAAAAUUGGGAACGUGUUAAAAUGUUUGACCAACAUUUUUCCAAUUUGUCUAAUGCCAAUUCGUCUAAUUACCAACUCGUCUACUAUCAUUUGGACUAUCAUCAAUUCGUCCACUG